AUGAGUGACGGGCCCACGGAGAAUAGUUCUGUCCAUCCCCGAUUGCUUCAACCUCAUCUCUCUGUCUACCUGGGAGCUUUCUUCCACCCUUCCACCACAUCCCGCUCCUGUUCGACCGUCGUGCCGGUUGCCCAACGCUUCCAAGCUCGAGUCUCGUUUCGUCUCUUCCAUUCGAUCUUCGUCUCAUACCGACCCCGUCUUCUCCCGUCUGUCUGGUGGAGCUGCACUUUCCCCAGCGUUAGGCCCGAUAAGACCUCGCUCACUCCGCCCGAUCUGAAGCGUUUCCUCGCCUCGUUUCCCUUUCCAGCGGAUAUCGUCAAGAACCCUUGCACUUCGUCUCGAUCACAUCCAGUACAUCCAGUAUUACCCCCCCGAGCUCAGGGCAGGAGCCGGGCGGAAAGGGCAGAUUGGAACAUAGUCGAUCUGGCAGACGCCCCUCCUUUUCACUCGCCCUCGUCCGCGGCCGCCGACCUCCCUAACGCGUCCAUCCCAUCCGACCCGAUCCUCUCCCGUCCAAACGCCGGUUCGCCCGUCGACAGCAUCCCGCCCUCACCACAGCGAGACACUCUCAGCAGCGACCGCCGUUCCGGUCUCGCCGAGCGUUCAUCAGCGUCUACCCGUCGCCGUCGUCACAGUCCAUCCGAUACGCUUGAUUCCUAUACGUACGGGACAGGAGGUCGUGCGGGAGGUCACACGGCGGCAAGCGAAAUCAGCUCUCAAGACCAACCGUCCCAGUUCGGCCCCUCAGUAGAGGGCCACCCUCCGUUCUCCAAGCGCAGGCGCCUGGCAAAUAUGCGACCAGAUGGAAUCUCGAGUACGAAUAACUUCUCGCAGCUCUCGAAGGGCGGGGCCGCCUCGCCCGCUCAGAAGGCGGCCCUGUCUCGAGCUCUGAACGGCCAGGCUUCGUAUUCUGGUUCGAAUGGCGAGAUGAAGGUGGAUGGGUUCCAGAAGCCUUCGAAAACUUCUUCAUAUUUCAACCAUGAUCGUGAAGAAGUGACCAGAAUCCUUAUUCAGAGUCUCUACGAGCUAGGUUACAGUAAUUCGGCCGCAUUAUUGAGCAAGGAGAGCGGCUACCAACUUGAGAGUCCAGCGGUUGCAAUUUUCAGAAAUGCAGUGCUCGAGGGACGCUGGGCUGAGGCCGAACGCAUACUGGUACAAUCAUUUCAGGAACAGGGCCAGGAAGAAACCGCGAGCAAGGAGAAGUUGGCACUGGUUGAGAACGCCGAGAAGAGUGAAAUGCUGUUCUAUCUCCGGCAGCAGAAGUUCCUAGAGCUCCUUGAUGCUCGAGAUCUUGGAGCGGCAUUAAUGGUGCUCCGCCAUGAGCUUACGCCUUUGAACUACGAUGUUGGACGUUUGCACGCUCUUUCCAGUACCCCAGUUUACUUAUGUGUCCUCCGGAACAUCUUCAUGACCAAGCCAGCUGGGACGGUCCCGUCAGCUUCUCGAGGGAAAGAUUGCUAUCUGAGUUGUCAAUCUCCAUCUCUCUACUCGGAUCACAUGUGCGACCGGGAUGAUUUUCCUCUUGGCACGAAACUGGAGCUCAAUAAACAUACCGAUGAGGUCUGGCAUUGUCAAUUUUCCCACGACGGUACGAAAUUGGUCACGGCGGGCCGGGACAGUAAUGUAAUCAUUUACGACACAAGCACCUUCUCUGUGCUUUAUAUCCUAGGAGAACACAAAAACGGGGUCGCCCAUGCUGUUUGGAGCCCAGAUGAUACCAAGUUGAUCACUUGCUCUCGUGAUUCAACAGCUCGUGUUUGGAGCACAGAGACCGGAAGAUGUCUCCUCACUAUCAACAAACACCAAGAGCCAGUGACCGCAGCCGUUUGGGCUCCUGACGGCGAAUCGUUCGUCACAGCCUCCCUCGACGUGAACUCCCAGCUAUGCCACUGGAACAUGCGCGGCGAGAGUUUGUAUAUGUGGCACGGCGGCUUCCGAGUUUACGAUUGUGCAAUCACACCCGACGGCCGGCGCCUGAUUGCUGUGGACGUUGAGAGGAAGAUUCGCGUGUACAACUUCCACACCCACGAGGAAGAAUAUAUUCUUCCCUUGAAGAGCAAGGCAACUUCCGUUGUUGUCAGCAGAGAUUCGCGCCACAUGCUUGUAAAUUUGACCGAAUGCCAGAUUCAAUUGAUAGACAUCGAAACGAGUGAAGUCAUACGUCGCUUCCAAGGUCAGAAGCAGAGUACGUUUAUCAUCCGGAGUACAUUUGGGGGCGCCGCAGAAAACUUUGUCGUUAGUGGCAGUGAAGAAAACGGGACACUGGUUGAGACUCUCGAAGGACAUCUAGAAGGAUGUGUAAACGCCAUUUCAUGGAACCCUGCAGAUCCUGGCAUGUUCGCAUCAGCGGGUGACGACUGCUUGGUUAAAAUCUGGACUCGAGAGCGCGAUGCCCAUCCCAACAGUGUGCCUGGGAAACGGCGAGCGGUGUCUGGGAACGGCUAUGCACGGACGAGUGCAUUGCGGUCGACAUCAGGUUUCUGAUCGCCCGUCCAAACCCCGUAUAUUCGCUAAAUUC
This is a messenger RNA of Aspergillus nidulans FGSC A4, 2518 nucleotides long. RefSeq lists its product as uncharacterized. The transcript is spliced from 8 exons. The coding region runs from base 1 to 2484 and encodes 827 amino acids. Lineage: Eukaryota; Fungi; Ascomycota; Eurotiomycetes; Eurotiales; Aspergillaceae. The record is from RefSeq and is a predicted model, not a curated record.